AUUCAUAUUUUCAUUGACUCAUGAAUACAAGAAAAAGUGCACAAAGGAAUCAGAAUAACCAGAAUGUUUUUAUAAAAAUCGGCCAUGGAAGUAGAUCUGGACGAACAGGAUGAUGAAACAGACUGGGAAGAACUGGAAUCAAGAUUAUACAGCCAAAUAUACCAUGCUGCUCCUGAAGAAGAUGAUGACCCUGUCUUUUUGAAGACAAUAAACAUGAAUACAGAAACGAUGGGGAACAAAAAGAAGUAUCGUUAUUUUGAACAAGCUAAAGCUGUUCCAACAAGAUCACAUUUCCCUUUGCCAUCCUACUUAUCUCUUGAGAACACCACUCAGAAACCAGACAACUACAGUAUCUCCACAAUUCAGAAACAUGUCUCAGCUGCACAAACUGAGUCAAGAAGUACUAGCAGCAUAGCCCCAACUCAUGUUCAUAAUAAUAUAACUGUGAACCAGUACAGCAUUCCUCCAUUGAUUAUACAAUCUGAAGCAGUAUCCACUGAACCACUGUCAUUUUUUGCACCUUGGCAUGCUAAUGCUUUAAAAGUGAUUGAGAAAAAUAAAAUACUAGACAAAAAAAGGAAAAGAAAAGAUAAAUUACUGAGACGCAUAGAUAGAAGAAAGAAUAACCUUAGGCUUGCCAAUUUUAAAACAACUCAGAAUUCUGUAACUAUAUUUGUUGAUUCAGAUAUUUCUGAUGAUGAAUGUAUUGUAGUGGAGGAUGAGAGUGCCAAGAAACCAGACACAAAAAUUUGCACUGGAUUCCCGAAGAAAUAUGAUGAAAACAAUGGUGGUGAAAAACCAGAAGAUGAUGAUGAGAUAAUCUACAUUCCUCCACCUCCAGUUGAGGUUAUAAAUGUUGACUUGGAAGAAACUGAAAAAGUGGCUUCAGAAGGAGAUAUAGAUAAAUUGGAUGAUUCUUCAGCAAUUCCACAAAAAGAUAUUGUAGAAGAAUUGCUCAUAGAUAGAGAAACUCAAAUCCCCACUGGGGAAGAGCCUAAAGGAUUCUUAGGUAGUCCAAUCUCCACAUCCAAUGAUUUCCUAGAUAACAUCAGCCUUCAUGGGUCUGAUUGCAAUAAACGUGAUUUUGUUAAACCUCCCAAUCCUAUUGAGUAUUGUGAAACAGAAAGUAGUUGUAGUACAAAUGAGCAAAGCAGAGAUUUCAGUAAUACUGUCAAGACUAUAGUUUUUGAUGAAGUUGAUUUUCCAAGGGAAGAUAUAUUUUCAGAUAAUAAUUUAGAAGACUUUGGAUCAUUCAUUACUCCCAAAAGGACUACUAGGAACUCAAAAGGAAGUCCUUCCAAAGAAACCAAAGAAACUGAGCCACAUUCUGAAAAAAAUUUCACAUCUUCAGAUGAUUCAAGUUCUGAGAGUGAUUAUGAGGAGACAACUAAUGUGUCUAUGAGAAGGGGGACGAAUAAAAACUUACCAAAUUUAUCCCUGAUGAUGCCUCCAGAUACACCAAAGAAAGUUCCUAGAAAGAAGAAAAGUGCUUCUGACUUUUUCAGUAAUGAUAAUCCAGAAUCCAAGAAGAUGAAGUCCUCUCAGACUACUAAAAAAACUCCUAAGGCCAAGAGAAAACUGAAGAAAAAAAAAGUAUCAGGAAACACAAAACAAAGUGAAUUGGCAGAUGGAAUUGAUAGCAAAUUGUCUGCUGGGGAAAAUCAAGUUAGUUCAGAUAAGGAUAAAAAGAAAAAGAAGAAAAAACGCCAAUCUGAGGGUGAUGACAAUGCAAAUGAAACAACAUUCAAAGAAGGCAAACAGAAGAAAAGAAAAUCAUUGAAAUCUGAUGAUCUCACACAAGUUGCGAGUACACCUACUCCUACAGAAAAAACAAAGAAAAAAAAGAAAAAGAUCAGUACAUCAAAUGAUCAGGAUGCUGUAGCAGAAGAUCUAUUAGAGAAAAAAUUUGCAAAUUCAACUACUGAUACUGAAGAAAAUGCUGACAGUAAUCCAGAUCAGGCUGUUUCUUCAACUAACCUGAACCCUACAGAAAUUAUUCCUACUGAAGUUGAAAAACCCAUCAUCACAAGUACCCCAGAAAAAAUAAAUCCAGAGCUUUCCAAGAGUCCACUACCAAUUCCUGAAUUCAAUAUAUCUGACCUCAUAGUGGUGGAUGAAACAUUGAACAAGGAAGCUAUUGUAGAAAUUCUGUCUGAAUCAGAAUCUGAGGGCUGUGAUUUUCGAACUCUAGAUGAUGUUGGUGAUGAUAUGAAGUUGGCUAAUUGCUCAACUCAACAUGAAUCACUUUCAGAUGAAAAAGUAGUGCCUAUUGGAGGUGAUAAUGAAACAACAGUCCCCACUUUGGAUUACAUGAAUUUUGAUGUUGAUUUGAUACAAAAAAAUCAAUCAGAUGAUCCUGAAAAGUGGCAGAUAUCUCACAGAGACAGAUCCAUCUAUUUGAAUCUGGAUAGAGCUAGAGGUCCGAGGUGUAAUAGGUGUAGGCAUUUCGGCCAUAUUGGUAUAAGAUGUCCCGAGAAACCUAAUGCCCCGAGCUGCACCCUUUGCGGGGAACCGAACCACCAAGAACCUAGGUGUCCCAACAAAAGAUGCACUCAGUGCGGAAAUCAAGGUGAUUUUUCCACAAGCUACUGUUGGAAAUGCUUCAAAUUUCGACAUUCAUAUUGCAAGUUAUGCAAUAUGAGGGGUCACAUUGAAUACAGCUGUCCAGAUUUAUGGAGAAGAUAUCAUUCAACAACCGGCGUGGGACCGAUAGUAACGACCCAAGGGUCCAUCCUAGCCAGGGAGCAACAAUGGUGCUCAGGAUGCGCCGGCCAAGGCCAUCUGGAGCACGAAUGCGACUACUACAACCGCGAAUACCCCCCCACUACCCCUUUCAUCGUGCGAUACGACGACAAUCUAGCUCAUAGCGACAAUAGGAGAAGGCUAGAAGGGCCAUCCCAAUUUGUGGCGCCCAACGCACAGACUCCAGAUUUUUUGGCGCCCAACGUGCGGAAUCCAAAUUUUUUGGCGCCCAACGUGCGGAAUCCAAAUUUUUUGGCGCCCAACGUGCGGGAACCCGAGUUUUCGGCGCCCAACGUGCGGACACCCGAAUUUUUGGCGCCCAACGUGGGGCUCCUAACCACGCCAGAUUUACCGCUCCUGAGGGCUAACCCCUAUGCUAUGCCCUUGUUGUUUUUGCCCCAUAGAGUGAUGCAAAAUACCGUGGAGAUGGACCCGCGUUUCGUUGUUACGAUUCCCAACCCGAGAGCUUCUUCGAGGCCUAACAAUUUCGAUUUUAGUCACUCGCAUGUUGUCGGUGACACAGAGAUAGAUUUGACCGAUGGCACGAAAAUCAAGCACUUGAUCAUGUCAGCGCAAUCUAAUGUUGUCCAUGAGUUUAUCGUGAAAGAAUUGAACGAGUUGGAUAAUAAAGUUGCCAACUGCGAUUUGAAAAUGUUGAGGAAGAAGCUGUUCAAAUAUGACAGGAUGGUGAUUGAUAUAAAGCAAACUAAGGAAAUUAGGGAGAAACGUUUCUGGUUCAGGAUUUUUAAUAUGGCCAUAUUUGGGGUACGCGGAAUGUUCGAUGGUAAAAUGAACUAUAAUAUGCUGAAGAAUUUUCUGGGGCAGACGGAAAAUACGACUAUGUACACGUGGAAGCGCAAAGCACUGUUUGAUGCGUAUUCUUAUAUCUUCGGAUACGACAAGCGCAAGCUGAAUUAUUAUAAAGUGAUGCAACUGAUGAUUCAGAAACAGGAUGAAGGAAAACUUCAAAAGUUCACACAAUGUAGGUAGGCUUUCAAGCUGUCACAGGUCUUAUAUUUCACUGUUCAAAGAAUCAUAUUUUUGUUUAAAAAUAAAUUUGUUAUAUUUU
This is a messenger RNA of Phaedon cochleariae (mustard beetle), 3811 nucleotides long. The record is from the annotation of a GenBank genome assembly. NCBI's taxonomy places the organism in Eukaryota, Metazoa, Arthropoda, Insecta, Coleoptera, Chrysomelidae.